CCCGGCCGAGCGUCCGCCGCCCGCAGCCCGAGCCGCACCCGCCGCGGACGGAGCCCAUGCGCCGGGCGAGCGGCACCCCCCGGCCCCGGCCCGCGCCCCCGCCCCUGCCCUGGCCUCAGGGGCAGUCGCGCCCGUGAGCGGUGGGACAGGAGACCACUGAAGUGCCUCCUGCCGCAGCCCCUUGAGGAGCGAUGACGGAAUAUAAGCUCGUGGUGGUGGGUGCUGGAGGCGUGGGGAAGAGUGCCUUGACCAUCCAGCUCAUCCAGAACCACUUUGUGGAUGAGUAUGACCCCACCAUUGAGGACUCAUACCGGAAGCAAGUGGUCAUUGAUGGGGAGACGUGCCUGCUGGACAUACUGGACACAGCAGGCCAGGAGGAGUACAGUGCUAUGCGGGACCAGUACAUGCGCACUGGGGAGGGCUUCCUUUGUGUAUUUGCCAUCAACAACACCAAGUCCUUCGAGGACAUCCACCAGUACAGGGAGCAGAUCAAGCGGGUGAAGGACUCAGAUGACGUGCCCAUGGUGCUGGUAGGGAACAAGUGUGACCUGGCGGCGCGCACUGUGGAGUCUCGGCAGGCGCAGGACCUUGCCCGCAGCUAUGGCAUCCCAUACAUCGAGACGUCGGCCAAGACGCGCCAGGGCAGCCGCUCUGGCUCUGGCUCCGGCUUCAGCUCCGGGACCCCCGUGACCCACCAGCCCCUCCCGCUGGCGUGGAGGAUGCCUUUUACACCCUGGUGCGAGAGAUCCGGCAGCACAAGGUGCGCAAGCUGAGCCCCCCCGACGAGGGCGGCCCGGGCUGCAUGAGCUGCAAGUGCCUGCUCUCCUGACGGCGACGCCGCUGCGUCCACUUGGACGUCCCUGCUGGUCCUUUGUGCCCACCCGGCACAGAUGCAGGGCCCAGAGGUGCCGGAUGUGGGGAGGAGGUGCAGAUGGAGGAAGGAGGGGGGAAGGAAGGAAGGAAGGAAGUGCUGCUGGAGCCCGGCCAGCCCAGGGUCGGUGGACAGAGUGACCGCAGACCUCCCAGGACGUUUUGCACAGACUGUCUUGAACUGACCCCCCUGCACCCCUGCUGUGCUCUCCUCCCGCCCCCUCCUGGCCCGGUGGGCACAGGUCGUUGCAGUAAAUUAUUUGAUGGUCUUGA
Messenger RNA from Equus quagga, 1143 nucleotides. It is a transcript of the gene HRAS, whose product is annotated as HRas proto-oncogene, GTPase. Lineage: Eukaryota; Metazoa; Chordata; Mammalia; Perissodactyla; Equidae. Gene Ontology annotation, cellular component: plasma membrane. The record is from RefSeq and is a predicted model, not a curated record. The transcript is spliced from 6 exons. Gene Ontology annotation, biological process: Ras protein signal transduction; cellular senescence. Bases 192 to 773 code for a protein of 193 amino acids. Gene Ontology annotation, molecular function: GDP binding; GTPase activity; GTP binding.